This is a messenger RNA of Mucor velutinosus, 1257 nucleotides long. RefSeq lists its product as uncharacterized. NCBI's taxonomy places the organism in Eukaryota, Fungi, Mucoromycota, Mucoromycetes, Mucorales, Mucoraceae. The record is from RefSeq and is a predicted model, not a curated record. The transcript has a single exon. The coding region runs from base 1 to 1257 and encodes 418 amino acids.
AUGUCUGCUUCUCCUGCUUCUCCUGCUCCUUCUCGUACAAUGGAUGUGAUUGUUUCCAUCCAUGAGAAUGAACCUGCUAUCCAGUUAAAGUUUCUUUCUGAAAGAUUAAAUUGGGAUAACCUAGUAUCCUUCAUUCAGUCUUCUUCUACUCUUGAGCCUCCUGUUGUUCUCUAUUAUAAGCUUGCGUUUGACGCACCUACUAAGACCUUGGAAAGCCAAGAGCAUUUGAAUCAGUUGCUCUCCACCUUGGACUCGCCUUCUUCCUUGCGUUUCUAUGGUCAUCAGGAACAUGUUGCUUCUCCUGUGUUUGUUUCAUCUACAGCUGCUUUUGCUCGUCUUGGUGCUUUGGUGGAUCAGCAUAAGCAUGUCUUGAAGUCCAGCUAUCGCCUCUCUAGAUGGAUCGGUGUUUUGGCUUCCAUGAUGGCGACAUCGGACAGAUCUUUUGAGCAUGAAUUCCAAGUACUUGAAAGCCUGAUUCAAAGAAAAGCGCUUAAGCUUGAGCGCCGCAGUGCUGGUCGUUCUGACAAGAAGAAGGACAGCUCUGCUGAAACAGAUGGUGUGAUCUCUGCUGCUGAAGAUGAGGAAUUUGCUGAAUCGCCUCAAGUCAUUGACUUGGAUGCUCGUCUGGAUAAUCUAGAUAUCAGUGGUCGCCCUGGAUUUGGUGGACAUUUUGGUCGUCGUGGCCCUGGUUUUGGCUUUGGUCGUCGUGGUAGACAUGGCUACGGGUUCUUUGAAGGAUGCCUUGGUGGUGCCAAGAAUGACAAACCUGAAAUUGACUUGAAUUUUGAAAAUACACGCCAAGCAUUUGCUCAAUUCCACCGUGAUCGUCUUCACCAUCGUCACCAUGAUAGACCUCAUCCUCCUCAUAAUGGUCCUUCUAGUGAUUCUGAAGGAGAAGCUAAUUUCGGUAAAUUUAGUGGUGGUAGACAUCAUCGUCAUCAUCAUCAUCAUCAUCAUCAUGGCAGACCUCAUCCUUAUAGUGGUCCUCGUCCUUUUGGUGGUCCUUUUUCCUUUGAUGCACUAUCUGAUAGUGAUGAAGAUUUCUUUGGUCCUCAUCGUGGUAAGCAUUUCGAUUGUCGUGGUGGACGUGGUGGACGUGGUGGUUUUGGUUUUGGUUUUGGUUUUGGUCCUGGUUUUGGUGGUGCUCCUCCUGCUUUUGGCAAUGAUAAAGAACUCUUUGGUUGUCGUGGAUUUGGUGGCCCUGGAUUCGGUGGUCGUCACGGUUUUGGCAAGCAUGACAAACACCAUUGCGAAUAA